GCUUAAAGAUUUUUAUAAAAUAGAGACACCAGAGAAAGACUGAGAACUAAGAAACAGGACACUGGGAGUGAGAAAAAAGGAGAUAAAGUAAGAAGAUAUUGAAGCAAACCUCAAGAACUUCAAAGUGACGGUCUGUGACGCAUUAUGGAGGCAGGAGAGGACUCUGAUUGUCAUGAAAAUUGCCCAGCUCUUCCAGAGAUAAAGGCCAUUAUAGUCGGCAGUAAAGCAGAGUACAAACGCAGUGCAGCUAAAACCAUUUUUGGCCAGAAUGACUGUAAAGUGCGAAAAGAGAUAGUCAAGAGUGAAAAGAAGCAGAAGACAGUUCAGAACAGGUCUGUCACUUUGGUAAUGACACCAGGAUGGUGGAGGAGCUUCACACUGGCAGAGAGUGCUAAGUUUUUAAAGAUGGAAAUUGUGCAUAGUUUAAAACUGUGUCCUGAUCCACAUGCCUUUCUUCUAGUCAUCAAUCUACACAAACCAUUUACAGUCAUGCACCUAAACAGUGUGGUGGAGCACAUGGAGAUUUUUGGUGAGCAGAUCUGGAACCACACCAUUGUUCUGCUCAUGUAUGACAACAAAGAGCAGAGAAAUGAAGAUAGCAAGCAAUUAAUUGAGAGAGCAGGGGACGAACUUGAUAUUGUUAUAAAGAAAUGUGGAAACAGAGUUCAUGUCUUCAAUUAUACUGACAGCAAGGGGAUAAAUGUGGAAAAACUGUUUAAUGAGAUAGAGAGAUUGGUAGCUGAACAUCAAGGACAGUGCUUUAAAAUUGAGAGCAAACUUUUUGAAGAUAUGGAGGAAAAGAGAAGAAACGUGAAGAAACAAGCAGAAGAGAGAGAGAUUCAAGUAAAAACAAAGAUGCAAACCUUGAAAGAACAUCUAACAGAUAAAUUUUUUCCAGAAUUAAGGAUUGUCUUGAUGGGUGGCAAUAUUGUUGGAAAGACCUCAGUGAUGAACACUAUUCUGAAAAUUGAACAAGAUAAGAAAAAAAAUUACACAAAAAAGUGUGUGAUAAGUGAAGGAGAGGUCCACAAGAGAAGAGUCAUUUUAAUCGACACACCUGGAUGGUGGCCGUACGCGUCUGUAAAGGAGACUUCAGAGUCAGUCAAGCAGGAGAUCAUGUCAAGUGUUAGUAUGUGUUCACCAGGACCUCAUGCAGUUUUGCUGGUUCUGCAGUCAGGUGCUGCCUUCACUGAAGCACAGAGGAGGUCUGUCAAGGAGCACAUGGAGCUCCUGGGUCGAAAUGUCUGGAAGUACUGUAUAGUGGUGUUCACCAGGGGCGAAUGGAUGGUCACCAACACAACUGAAGAACACAUUGAGAGUGAAGGAGAGGCUCUGCAGUGGUUGAUCAAUAAAUGUGAAAACAGGUAUCAUGUACUGAACUACAUGGAGCAGGGGGAUAGAGAACAGGUCAGAGAGUUGAUGGAGAAAGUGGAGAUGAUGGCCAGAGAAAACACAGAUCUCCUGACGCCUGUGGAAGGAGCGAUGGAGGAGACUGACAGCGGCUGGGGAUCUAUCUGGUCAGACCAAGACAAGUUAGAGAGAGAAAGCUUUACUCUGGAGCCACCUGAAAUGAACGAAGAAUACAUUGCAAAAUGGCUUGAAAACACAGAAAUUGUAUCUAACUACAGGAACUUAUCAGACUUUUCAAAAGACAUUUCAGAAGAUGUCACACUAAAUCAAGAUCACUGAAGUUUUCAGAGGUAAAUACAGAAAACAGAAAUUGUAAAAUAAAGAAUGCAAUUACAGUGUAUACACUCAAUUUCAUGCAGAAAUGUACAACUAAUUAAAAUGAUUUACUUGCACAACUAAGUUUUGUUUUAAAUUGUAAAUAUGGUUUUUACUUUUGUAAUCACCUCAACCUCAUACCAGUUCCAUUCAUAUUGUAUGUGUAUUAAACACAAAGUCACACAAAUGUAUAUUCUGAUAAUAUACCU
Messenger RNA from Carassius gibelio (silver crucian carp), 1934 nucleotides. RefSeq lists its product as uncharacterized. Lineage: Eukaryota; Metazoa; Chordata; Actinopteri; Cypriniformes; Cyprinidae. The record is from RefSeq and is a predicted model, not a curated record. Bases 145 to 1689 code for a protein of 514 amino acids. The transcript is spliced from 4 exons. Gene Ontology annotation, molecular function: GTP binding.